This is a messenger RNA of Lucilia sericata (common green bottle fly), 2041 nucleotides long. RefSeq names its product transmembrane protein 132E (gene dtn). The record is from RefSeq and is a predicted model, not a curated record. Bases 368 to 2032 code for a protein of 554 amino acids. Lineage: Eukaryota; Metazoa; Arthropoda; Insecta; Diptera; Calliphoridae. The transcript is spliced from 7 exons.
AUUGUUUUUUGUAUUUUAUAGAUACUUGUUUAAGGAAAAAUUUAACUUAAAAAGUGUAAUGUAAACAUAUAAAAAUGUCAUUUUUAAAUUACAAUACAUAUAUAAAACUAUAAAAAAAGAAAAGUGAAAUCAAAAUUUUCCUAAAAAAGAUAUAAGCUACAUUGUUAAAAAAAAAAGACAAAUCAAAUAUAAUAUGAGUACUCCGCCUACAUAUAAGUAUUUGAAAUGUCUAUACUAUUUCAUUGAAUGAAUCGAUAAAGGAUAUGUUCGUAAAGAAUUUUGUGUGUAAACAUAUUUUCAUAAACUAAAUUGAAAUAUAACUAAGUUUAGUUAUUUCUAUAAAAUUAAAAAGUCAAUAAUAAUUAAAAUGAAUUUAUUACUAAUUCGAGUUAUUCUUCAACUUGCUAUUCCGUAUUUAUACAAUUGCGUAGAAGUUCAUUUCGAAUCAGCUGAUAGUGGAUUUUUUCUAAAACACUCGCGACAGGCUCCAGUAACGCCUGAUAUAUCAACAACACAUUCUUCGCUACUACCUCCACUGAAAUCACGAACUGCUUAUGAUUCAGUGUUAUCUGUGGAUCGGUUUACCGUCGUACAAACAACACAAGCUGUGUCUAUAAGAGCAAGCUAUGGGCCCUUUUCUACAAAACAAACAGUACCAGCCAGAUAUAUUGUGCCAGAUAUUAUUGAAAAUCAACCCGAUUAUUUAAAUAACACAACUGCAGCUUUAAUUGAACUACAACAGUCAAAUCUUCACUUGGACAUAUCAGCACAUUUAGUUAGUACUGUCGUAUCACAGGACUCUCCAGUAUUGCGUGUUCUUUUUCAUGCAGGUGCCGAUCCUGGUGGACAUUUACAACGACAAAAAAUAUGUGUAUUAUUACAUGUUUCUAGUAAUAAUCAUUUACCAAUUAAAGGCAGAUGUAUGCCAGAGGGAGAAGAUGGAGUUUGUGUUGCCGAGGUUGUUAUACCAUUUAAUUGGUUUCAUACGCUACCACCACCUCGUAAAGAACAUUCGAAUAGUACCCCUAGCAAAGUCCCACAACGUCUUGUUCAAGUUUCAUACAGCGUGUUUGAGCCUCCGAUAAGGAAUCCAGAGUUAUGCGAACCAAAAGUGCAAAUACAGCCUUUAACCAGUUUCGCACAAGUUCCUCUUGUAACGCCUUUAGAACCAUUUAAGGAGUUUAAUGUUGACGAAUCUCUUAUUAUUCUUUUGCCACAACAACCUCUGUAUCCAUUGUCUAAAUUUCAUGUGCCCGUUUUUUUGCAACAAAAUCCAGAGAAAAAUAUUUCAUCAUUUACCGUAAAAGCUCGUAUAAAAUCAGGAAUCAAAAUAAUAGGAGCAACUGCAUCAUCAGACUUGUGGAACAUUUCAAUAGAAAGAGAUAACACAAAGCAUUCUACAGUACGUGUCACAGCUAUAAAAAAGAAAUUUGAAAAUAAUACUUCGUCAACAAUAAACGAGAGAAGAGUUAAUGAAAUAUUUACUUGUUUGUUGGAGGUUGCUGAUGAUACAAAAGAUUUAAUAGAAGGUGGCAAAAUUGUUUGGUCCGUUACCUACAUAUAUGAUAAUCCAAAGGAUGCAUUAGGCGAUCUUUCGCCUGAAGAUAAUAAAAAAAGAAUAAUUGUUAAACUUGAAGUUAAUAAAGAUGAUACACAAGCAGUAUUGCCAAUGGCAAAGAACUGGGAAUUGAUGAAUACUGCAGUGCUAACAGGACGACAGGUCGCCCAAGCAAUGAAGGUUUUUAUUGUAUCACAGGGAGGAAAAGUGGCAGAUGUUACUUUACAAAGUUCAUGUUUUGCUGAAGAUGAAAGCGUUAUUAAGGUUUCUUCGUCUUGUAGUUCUGUAUACGUUGAUGGCUCUGAAAUACGUGGUUCAUCAAAUGCUUCAAUAAUCGUAAAAUACGGUACAUAUAUUGGACUUGCAAAAUUUAUAGUUUGGAUGCCAGAAUUUCCACUUGAAGUAUUCGUUAGUGACUAUAGAUUAUCUCAAAUAAAGGGAUGGAAAGUUGUUGAUGAGCAUCAUUAUAUGUAAGUAAUAAAU